Penicillium longicatenatum is the source of this 3147-nucleotide messenger RNA. RefSeq lists its product as uncharacterized. Bases 1 to 3147 code for a protein of 1048 amino acids. The transcript has 5 exons. Lineage: Eukaryota; Fungi; Ascomycota; Eurotiomycetes; Eurotiales; Aspergillaceae. The record is from RefSeq and is a predicted model, not a curated record.
AUGAGUCAGACAUUAUCGCGCCGCGACACACAAGCCACCAAAAAGGAAAAAGUCACAUUUGGGGGACGAAUGAAGAAGAUAUGGCAGAAAAUUGGGUUGGAUCGGCAGACUCUUAUUCUGAUGAUGAAAGGCGGAUUGGCUCCUACAAUCGCGGUCGCCAUAUACCAAGCCACAGAUGUGGCAGAUGAAUACACGACACUCGGCUACCUUAUGGCCAUUGUGUCAAUUUUUGGAUUUGCUAUCAUGCCUCGUGCAAAAUUCAUCCAGAUGAUGAUCUUUGAUGUCUUAGCCGUCUGCAUAGCAGCCUGCUUGGCCUUGUUGACCAUGUACUCCAGUGUCAAGGCACGGCAGCACACCGAAACAGGAACGACUUCGGCGUACAAUUCAUCGGCAUCAGCAGUCAGUGGGGUUUGGCUCUUUUUCCAGAUUUGGCUCGUCCACGCGUUCCGGGCCAAGUUCCCGCAAUUUCAAUUUCCAGUUGUUCUCUAUUCGAUCUUCGCCAAUGUCUCGUCGAUCUAUGCCCCACAGGAAGCUAGCAUGACUUCUGCGAUCGCGCUUGUGGUCAAAUUGCUGAAAACCUGUCUCACCGGACUGGCCUUGUCAAGUGGAGUAUCACUUUUUGUCUUUCCUAUGACUUCGCGAAAAGCGGUGUUCAAACAAAUGGGUGGGUAUAUUGGUAGCCUCCGCACAGCAUUGAGCGCUCACGCUGUAUACUUUGAGUCUCUGGAAAGGGACGACAUGUUUGGCCGAGCGGAGACGUACGAUUCACACCAAGAGAAAUGGGGAAAGAAAGGCAAAGUGUACAGCCCCGAGGCGGAAGCCAUCCGUAGCGCGGUCCGGGGAAUUACCGAUCUUCAUGCGAAACUCCACGGUGAUCUGACUUUCGCCAAAAGAGAGUUCGCGCUUGGGAAACUUGGGCCAGAUGACAUCCAGUCCAUCUUUCGUCACUUGCGCCAAAUCAUGGUUCCUGUGGUGGGAUUAUCCUUUCUAGUGGAACUCUUUCAACGUCUCUCCGAGUUUAACUCGUGGAAUGAGCCGAUUAAUGAAAAUGAUGAACCUAUUCCUGCUCAUGUUCGUGAACAGGUUGUCAGGGAUUGGAAUGAUAUUAUGAGGGCGGUGCACGACCCCUUUGCGACGAUGAUACAGACGAUCGACGAGGGGUUGCUUCAUACUUCCUAUGUUCUCCAUCUAGCAAAGCGCCCAAAGAGAGUGGCUGUGACAUCCACUGGUAGUGAGGGCGCAGAGGAGGAUGAGAAGGACGUGGAGGCCUCUGCCGGUAACAUGGCACCCGGCGACAAGGGAUUUGCGGAACACUAUGAGCAAAGGUUGAAAGAAUUCCGGAGUGCAAAGAAAAUUGCCUUGCAAACAUGGGCAGAAGAGAAAGGGAUUUCUCUGCCGUCUGACUUUUUUGAUCAUCCACCUGUUGACAGCUUGAAGGGCGAUUUCUUCGAUGCAUCCGCUUCGUAUCAAGACCGGAGUCGUCGCCAGUUGUACCUUUUCCUCUAUAUGGAGCAACUUCUGUACUCCACGGGUCAGACUGUUCUUGAAUUUGUGCAUUACGCGGAUGGCGUUGCUAGGAAAGGAAAGCUACUACGGAUGAGAUUCAUUAUACCAGGGUCCAAGCGAUCACUUAAAUGGGCGAAAACGUUCAUGAGUGCUCCUGAUCAUGAAGAGGAUCAUUUGGGAGAUAUCCAUACACAAAGCAGUUCUCUGGAACUUGGCGAGGCAUACCGAAGACGAAAAGACCCCGAACAUCUGCCUCCAUCCAAUGCCUUCCAGAAGGUGGGUGAUAAGCUUCGAGUACUCCCAAGGUUUCUUCGCUCCUUCGAAUCAUCAUACGGGUUUCGUGUUGCUUGUGCUACGAUGACCAUUGCAGUCAUUUCUUUCUUGCACCCCACGCAGCACUUUUUUACCAAGCAGCGUCUAGUGUGGGCCAUGAUAAUGGUCAAUCUGAGCAUGUCACCUACAUCGGGACAGAGUAUCUUCAGCUUUGUGCUUCGAAUCAUCGGUACCACCAUUGCGAUGGUAGUCAGUCUGCUGAUUUGGUAUAUACCCGACCAAAAGACACCAGGCAUCAUUGUGUUCCUGUUCAUCUUCGUUUCAAUUGGCUUCUACAUUCCAGUCAAGUUAUUCCGGUUCCGCGUCGUUGGACUCAUCAGCGUUGUCACAACAACCAUGAUUAUCGGAUACGAGCUCUCUGUCCGAAAAGUCGGGAAAGAAGUCGCAACCUCGAAUGGGCAAGCCUAUUAUCCUAUUUAUGAGCUGGCGCCAUACCGUCUAGCUGCGGUGAGUGGUGGUAUCUUCGUGGCAUUCAUCUGGACGUUUUUCCCAUACCCCAUCUCAGAACACUCGGUGCUCCGACAGAGUCUUGGAGCGUCUCUAUAUCUGCUGGCCAAUUAUUACUCUAUUAUUCACGAGACGCUAUCUGCUCGUAUCCGUGGUGAUGAAGGUGACAUCUCGUUGAAAACCUCGGCCGGCCGCAAGUUAGAAAAGGCUCGGAACAAGGUCUUCUCGAAGCAGAUGCUCAUGCUGGCUAGUCUGCGAACUUACUCCGAGUUCUUGACGUGGGAGGUUCCUAUCGGUGGAAGGUUUCCCAAGCAGCAGUACGACUCGAUUAUUGUCUGCGUUGAAAACAUUGUGAGCUACCUCAGUUUACUCGGGUACGCAUCAGACACCCUAAUGCGUCUUAAUGAUGACGACGACGAAUCAGGAUCAGUUUGGAUGCACGACUUCCGGCGUCUAGUCAGUAACGCCAAGGUCACUACACACGAAGUGACAUCCCUGUUGUGUCUUCUGUCGGCUAGCAUUACCAAUCGCCAGCCAUUGCCUCCGUACCUCAAGACUCCACGACCCUACAGCUUUUCUAAGCGACUUGAGGCUUUGGACAAAGAUAUUUUAAGUAUCAAGCACAUUGCCGAGCCAGGCUUCGCAGCAUUCGCCGUCUUGCAAAUUUCCACUCGCUGUAUAGUAGGAGAUGUGGAAAGACUCAUGCGGCAUGUAAAAGGCCUUGUUGGGGAACUUGAUUUCUCUUUCCACGCCGUCAGCACAACAGAUGCGAGAAUGACGCACUCUAGAAUGACAUCUCGAGCUCCGUCACGAGUUUCAGUUAAUGAAACCCAGGCCGCCGACCGCGACAAAGCGGAUUGA